AUGUAAAUAGAGUAAACACUUUUUGGUAAGAUUGGUGAGGAAUCAAUCUGGAAAUUUACAUUUUCAAAUAAGAAAGGUACUAAAGUGAGUGUAAUAAAUUAUGGAGCAAUUAUUACAGAAAUACAAACUCUUGAUAAAUAAAAUCAAUUAGCAAAUAUAGUACUUAAUUUUGAUGAUUUUACAUAAUAUCAUUUACAUAAUGAUGCUUACUUUGGCGCCUUUGUUGGAAGAUGCGCCAAUAGAAUUGCAAAUGGGAAAUUUUCUUUGAGCAACGACCCUAAUCAUGUUUAUUAGCUAGCUGUAAAUAAUGGGCCAAAUCAUCUCCAUGGUGGAAUCAAAGGAUUUGAUAAAAAGAUUUAUUAAUUCUAAAUUUAAUAACCUAAUUAGUUAAUUCUUACUGGAGUGAGUGAAGAUGGAGAGGAAGGCUACCCAGGAAAACUAGAAAUUUAAAUUAAAUAUGAAUUAAAUGACGAAAAUGAGUUCUAAAUGAUAUUUACUUCCUAAACAGAUAAGUAAACUCUUUGCAAUUUAACUAGUCAUAGCUAUUUCAAUCUUUAGACAAAGAAAGAUUUUGCAACUUGCAUGUAAGAUCAUUCACUUUUCAUAAAUGCAGAUUUUUAUACUCCUUUAGAUGAUACAUGUUGCCCAUAUGGUGAAAUUUUAAAAGUUUAAAAUACACCAUUUGAUUUCACAUAAUAGAAAACACUUUAAGAAUAGUUAUCUUAGCAAGGCAAAGAUAAUCAAUUAUAAAUCGGUAAUGGAUUAGAUCAUAACUUUAUUCUCAAAAGAUCUGGAAAAAUCAAUUUAGCUGCUAAAGUUUAAGAAAAAGCAUCUGGUAGAGUACUGGAAGUGUAUACAAACUAGCCUGGAUUAUAAUUAUAUACAGGUAAUUACUUAAGCUAAAUCAAAGGAUUUGUAGAUAGAGCUGGAUUUUGUCUAGAGACACAAGGAAUACCUAACUCAAUUAACAUUCCUCACUUCCCAUAAGUAGAACUCUUACCUGGAUAAACUCAUGAGCAUAUAACUUUAUAUAAGUUUAGUACAAUCUGA
Messenger RNA from Tetrahymena thermophila SB210, 1050 nucleotides. Its product is annotated as aldose 1-epimerase. Gene Ontology annotation, molecular function: carbohydrate binding; aldose 1-epimerase activity. Lineage: Eukaryota; Ciliophora; Oligohymenophorea; Hymenostomatida; Tetrahymenidae. The transcript has a single exon. Gene Ontology annotation, biological process: glucose metabolic process; beta-D-galactose catabolic process via UDP-galactose, Leloir pathway. The record is from RefSeq and is a predicted model, not a curated record.